This is a messenger RNA of Nerophis ophidion (straightnose pipefish), 12541 nucleotides long. RefSeq names its product RAB44, member RAS oncogene family (gene rab44). The record is from RefSeq and is a predicted model, not a curated record. The coding region runs from base 320 to 5614 and encodes 1764 amino acids. The transcript has 10 exons. Gene Ontology annotation, molecular function: GTPase activity; GTP binding. Lineage: Eukaryota; Metazoa; Chordata; Actinopteri; Syngnathiformes; Syngnathidae.
AAGCUACUUUAUGUUGUCAUAUUCUCAAUAGUACACACAAAUGAAGGUAAACAUCUUCGGCAAUAAAUGUUUUUUUUUUUCUCAAGUAACAGUUGGUCUUUUUUCAAUUUGACAAUGUUUACAUAAAAGCAUGUAAAACUAAGUUGUGAGCCUGCUUCAAGUGCAAGCCAACCACAGGAAGCGUCAAGUCAUUUUAAAAAACGCCCACAUGAAUGACUUAACAUCGCCCAGUCGGGACUGCUGUUUCAUUAACGCAAGAACUGUCCGAGGCAACAGAAGUUUAUCAGGGCUGCAAAAGUCACAGGAGAAGAGCUAAAUCAUGCCUGGCCCCAGUGGGAAAAAGAGACUUGGCUCUCGGCGGAAGAUGAUCAAACACGAAAUGCCUGAGAAAUUUACUUCAUCACACCAGUCACCUGUACCACAAGCUGAAGAAAGUACUGAUGAUACACUUUUGGAAACUGAUACACUUUCAUCAGUGCAGAAAGCCAACAGAAGUAGGCUGGGCUCUAAUCCACAAAGUCAUAGAAGUUAUGAAGUUGAGCAGACUGCUACUGUAUCAUACCACAAACCUCCGGAGGAAGUUGAGCAAAAUGCCAAUAGAGAACAACUCCAAGCAACUCAAAUUAUACCAACGGAACAAGCUCUAAAAGGGGGAUCUAAUAAGGCAGAUGAGUAUGAUGCAAUGUAUGGGGCACAUAUUUAUACAGCCACCACAUUUGAUGACACUUUGGAUGCUGUAGCAUUUGAUGUGGAAAUACUUCAACCAAAAAAUGAGACAUUGCAUUUGAAUCACAAUGCAGAAGACAGUGGCUUUAGACUGGUUGUUGAGCCCUGUAAGCCAGUGGAAAACACAGGCAGUACUGCCGAAGUGGAUGUUUCCAGUACACAUUCUACUGAUGAGCAACAGCAGAAAGAGCAAGCAGAGGUACAUACUAAUCCAAUAACAAAUGACACAGAAGAGGAAAUGAUUAAAGGAACGGAUCUGUUACCUCUUGUCGAACAUUCAGCAGAGGGCAGCAACUUUCGGAAAGGACCAGAGAGUGCCCUUUACAAUAGUGACUAUGACUACAGUGAAAAUGAUGAAAAUGAAUGUUGUGUUGAGCAACCAGACUAUUCAUUAGCAAUUAAGGAACAUCCUGCAAAUGAGGAACAUGAGCAUUUUGACAUUUCAGAAGUGCAAGGUGCUCAGCAUUCCGACACAGUACAUGAAAAUGUUAAAUCAUCAGAAAUGGGCCAAGAUGAACGCUUUGAUUUAUUGACACACGACCAUAGAGAACAUACUGAUGAAACUAUUGAACAUUCAAAAAAUGAAAUUAUGGAUAUGGCCAUGCAUCGAUCUGAAUUGGUUGUGCAAAGCCGUAAUGAUUCAGAUAUACAUUCACAUGAAAAACAGGAAGAUCAUCUUUCAAAAGAUGUCAAAGUAGAGGUUCCACACAAGGGAGAUGAAAAUGAUCCAAUUUCUAAUACCAAUAUAGACGUAUUGACCAAUGUUGACAAUACAGAACAUACACCCCCCCAGGAACAUGACGUUAAUGCUCAAGCGGCAUAUGAUGAACUGUGUGCUGAUAGAGCUGGUAGUGAAAUUGAGGAGGGUGAAUUGGUUUUACAAAGGUUUGUUGUCAACUCUCAAAGUGAGGGCAACAGUUUGAGUGCAGAUGAGCAAAGAGCGUCCCCCUGUCCAACCAGAAGCAGGAGAAAAAUGGGCUCUAGUCGGCGGAACAAAUGGAGUAGUGUAGAGGUAUUUGACACAAACAGUGACUCCAAAAGUGAUGCUGUUGGAAAGAUGCAUGAUAAUAAUCUUCCUGAAUUAGCAAGUGUUGCAGCUGAAUUUAAUUUAGGGGAAACAUUGCCAAUAAAAAAUGUUUUAGAAACUACUCAAAGUGAAAAUGUGUGUGAUUUAGUUAAAAGUGCACAUGUAGGCCCUAAUUUAAAAACUUCAAACAUACAUUCAACUGUAGCCCAACCCUUAACUGAACAAUCCAAUUCCAGAGAGACUCCAGUGGAGGAACAUCUUUCUAAAGUUAAAAUUGAAACACAAGUAAAGGAAAACCCAACUUUUUUGACACGAAAUGGAGCCCGAGAGGAGGGCUGUUUGGUGAAUAAACCACGUGUGGAUGCAAAUGAGUUACACAGCCUAAAUAAUGCAGAAUUUGAAGACCAUCAAGCAAAAGCAACACUUUUAUCACCUAAAGCAGAAACCUCAACAUAUGAUGUGGAACAUGAGCAGGUUGACACAGUUUUAGUUCAUGAGCUUUGGUCACCAAAAACAGACCAAAAAGUGGAUUCUGAAAUGUUGAUUCUUGAGGUUAAAGAAGAUAUUAAUGAACAUAUUAAUCAUUUAGUUGAGGAAAUUGUGGAAUUGGAAACUAAUCAAUCUCAUGAUGCAAAUUUGAAUCCAAAUCAUAUAUCUGAGGAGGGAUCAAUGAAAGGAGACAACAUGGAGCUUUUGAACCAGAGCGACACAAAUUCUUCAAUUAUAAAAAUGAUGGAUUCGAUUAACAGAGAUGGAAAAGAACAUUCACAACCCCAGGAACAUUACAUUGAACCUCAAAUUAUGUCUGAUGACAAACUAAAUGCAGAAAGAGUCGUUAGUGGAAUUGAGGGGAGUGAAUUGACUUCACAAAGUGUUCAACAAGACAAAAGUUUUGACAUUACCCACCAUAACGAAGACACCAAUGUAAGUUCAGAUGAGCUAAGAGAAUUUUUCCAUCCAAAUAAAAACCGGAGAAAACUUGGUUCUAGUCGACGGAACAAAAUAAGUCCUGUAAAGAUUUUUGACACAUACAUUGAAUCGCAGAACUAUAUAGCCAGAAAGGCAGGAGAUGAUCAUGAUCUUCAAGAGACUGUCACAUCUACACUGGAAACUACAGAUCAAGAAAACACAAGCUGUGAUAAAGAUGCACACACUGAGAGCAGUGGAGCAAAAACCACAAUUGUGUCACCUAAAGAGGAAAUGUCAACAAAGCUGUGUCACUGUUUUAUCUCUUCUGAAAGCCAAAAUGCUCAGAGGUUAGAGGAAGAUGCCCAGAAAAUGCACAUGGUUUACCCUGUAGAAAUAAAUGAAGUUGAUCGGACUGAUCACUCCCUACCACAGGCUCGCAUUUCUGUUGAAACCAUGCAAACAGAUGCUCCUUUUACGCAUAAAUCCUACAAAGAACUCCUGGCAGAAGGCACUUCGAAUACUGGAGAUGACACAGUGACAAUUGAGAUGACAGUGCAACAAAUGUCCCAAGAACAAAUUGAUGCACGCUUUAAAUCCACUGAGCAAUUGGAAGGUAAAGUAGAUCAAGAGGAAGACAUUUCUCCAAAGUUGGACAAAGAAGAUCUUCCUGAACCUGAGGGGGAAGACACAGACAAUCCAAUGUGUUGCACCAAUAGCACUUUGAAUGUUCAAGAGGCACAGGAAACCUUUCGGCACCAAAACCUACAGGCUGUGUCUCUGAAGAAAGAGUUGCUGACAGAUAAUGUGAUGGUCCCUGAAAAAUAUGAACUAAAAAAAAAUGUGCCCAUUGCUGACAACGAAGAAGUUGAAGGAGGAGUUGAGAAGAAACCAAGCGAAGCCUUUGAUUUGAAGGAAAACUGCACUAUAUUACCAGAAGUGGGUGCAUGUGACACUGGCAUCCCUAAGACAGUGGAUACAUGUCAGGACCAGCAGGCGCUACAUGAGGAAAGUCUGAACUGGCAAGUAAAAAACAACGCCAAUAAAAGAAAAAUGGGCUCCACUCGUAAGUGUCAAAUAAACAGGAAGCAAGAAGCACAGAUGGACAGCUUGCUCGCAGAACUUGAUAUGAGAAGUUUGGAGAACAUGGAAGUGCUGGAGGAUGUAUCACAGAAGGAAGCUUUUGAAAAUCAAAGGACAGAUUCAUUGUGUGAAGAAGGGCAGGAAACGAACAAGGACGAGGAUGAUGAUAACCAGGAGCUUCACAGCACUUCUGGUGAAAGUCACAUGAUAUCAGCCACAGAGUCCCUGGCUGUCCUUCCAGAACAGGCGUCUUACUGUCAUACAGAAGAUGCUAAUCCCCUUACUUUCCAGGUAGAUGAUCUAAGCAAAAAUGACAAAUGCAAUGACACAAUUGUAGAUGGUCUAAGUGGAAAUGUGAAAUGCAUUGACACAUUUGAACCUGAUCAUGAUGCAGGCUUUAAGGUUCACAUUAACACCUCGGUUGACACUGAGCUGUAUUCAAGUUGUGAGACUACACAAAAUAAGGGAAGUGCACCACAGCUCAAAGACCUUAAGAACUCACGUUCUGAAGAGCAUGUGGAAGCUCAAACAAAUACACAAGUAUCAAAGACUGAGAGUGUCGGAGCUCCUGAUAAAAACACAGAGACAAAGAGUCCAAAUUUGAGCUCGACACACAGAAAAAGAAGGAUGGGUUCCAGUCGCAAAAAUUUGGGGACCAUGUCAAAAGGGGACUUGGAUCAAAAGUUGGAUAUGGACAAAGAGGCUUCAGUCGCCGUCCAUGUCCAAGAUGUCAUGUUUGAAAGCGCCAGUAAGAGUGAAGACAAAGACCUGACACUUCUUGUACGACACAAAAACACAGCAGCCAAAGAGAAUGUUGUCCUCAGCCACACUAGUGACACACAAAACAAAGCCCCGAUACAUGGAAAAAACAAGGAACAUAUAACUUCAGAGCAUCAUCUGGCUCCACGCGAGGAUUUUAAAGAAACUCCGCCUGAAUUAAAAGUGCUGUCGGAACUGGCACCUGAAGGGAGAAGAAGGAAACUAGGAUCCCACCGGAAGUCACGAGGGGGACACCAAACUCAACUUAGUCAAGGAGAGGACUCGUUGGUGAAAAGUCAGCCACAAGCUUUGACAACAAUCACAGAUGAACAUGCUGAUGAAAUCAUUCAAAGCUACAAAGACUCACAGGUAAGAGGAAAAAGUCAUGAAAGUGACAUCAAGCCAUCAUCCGACAUCACUACCACAAAGUCUGCCAGAAGCAAGACCUCUCAGGAUGUCACUUCAUCUCAUGACCCCUAUAAUCAAGUCCUCCUAGGUCAAGAUACCCAGAAGAAUAUUUCUUCAGGUCAUUUUGACGUUAGAGCACAAGCCUACAACGUUGUCAUGAUCGGAGACAGCUGCGUGGGCAAGACCUCCUUCAUGAGGCGAGCUCAGAAUGGCAAGUUUUAUCCGGAUAUGCCCGCGUCUGUGGGUCUGGAUACAUGUAUGUGGACUGUGGUCGUGGAGGAGAAACUUGUGGUGCUCCAGUUAUGGGAUACAGCAGGUCAAGAAAGGUUUCACAGUGUCACCAAGCAGCUCUUUCAUAAAGCGCAUGCAUUUCUCCUGAUGUACGACAUCACUUCCUGGCAAAGCUUCACCUCUGUUCACUUCUGGGCAAGCUGCAUUCAGGAAGGGGCUGUGGAAAAGAACAUUCCCAUUUUACUUCUUGGAAAUAAAAGCGACGACGUGCGACGCAGCGUUAAAACCGAAGAUGGGCAGAAUGUUGCAAAGGAGUACAACGCAGAUUUCAUGGAGUGUAGCGCGGUCACUGGUGACAACGUGAUUCAGUCUUUGGAGGCAGUUGCCAGGUUGUUGAGUCAGACGGUUGGUGGACAAGAGGAAGGCGGGGUGUUGCACAAAGAGCCCGCAAAGAAAACAUCAGGAUGUUGCUGAAGGCAUGAAGUGGUGCAAUGUGCUACAUCUCGGGGUUGGUUUGCUCUGUAAAGGUGCAUUUCAGCCAUUUUACUGGCCGCAGCUUUAGGUACGCUUGCACUAAUUGCGCUGCUUUGCGCUUAUCAGAAUUGCAUGCUCCUUCGUGAUGUCAAUAAUAUCCCACCCGACAUCUUUUUGGCUCCUUUUUAAUGUAGGCUAAAAUAAAUUUGAUUUAAGUGUAGUUGCUCCACCUGGUGAACAAGUUAAUUACUUUCUCCCGCCUAUUUUGUUAUCUAUACUUGUGAAAGUAGACCUCAUAUUACCAUACAUACUGUACAACAUCUGCAUGUGUACUAGAGAUGCGUGGUUUGCGGUCUCAUCCGCAGAGUCUGUGGGUCGGCGGUUGACAUGACGAAAAAAUAGAUUUUAAUUAUAUUUGAGCGGGUGGCGGUUGAACCAUCCGGAAAUAUUUGAUAUGCAUGGUUCUGUGAUCGGUAUCCUUUGCCAUUCAAAGUGCCAUUUAAGACCCGUGUCAUAAAGCGAAGAAGACAAUAAGAGACGCUAUUAUUCUACUGAAUGACUGCCGGCAGUCACCGAAAUAAUAAGUAUUAGGGCGUGCUAUGAAGCCAUUGGCUUUGUCGCCUACUACAACAUGUACGAUCUGCUCGUCAGUCCAGCAUCAUGUUGUGUGUGGCUUCCGCGGCAACACGCACACGACUGCAAGGCAUACUGGGUGACACAAAGUACACUAAUGGUUGUGAUAUAAACAAUUUUAACACUCUCAGUAAUAUGCGCCACGCUGUGAAGCCACACCAAUUAAGAACAACAAACACAUUUUCGGGAGAAUAUCCUCACAGUAACACAAUCCCCCCCCCCCCAUGCGUCGGUAAGGUGGGCGGGGUUGGGGGUGCGGGGUGUAAAAUAUAUUCAGGAACUGUCACGGUUACAAAGGAUUAUGGGUAUUUGUUGUGUUGUGUUACUGUGAGGAUGUUCUCCCGAAAUGUGUUUGUCAAUCUUGUUGGGUGUGGCUUCACAGCAUGGCACAUAUUAGUAAGUGUUAAAGUUGUUUAUAUCACAACCAUCAGUGUACUCUAUCACCCAGUAUGCCUUUCAAUCUUGAACGUGUAAUUGCGGAAGCUGCACUCAUGUUGCCAAACCAACAAUCGGUUCGUACAUAUUGUUGAAGGUGUCUAAGGUAAUGGCUUCACAUCACGCCCAUAUUCUUGUAAUCAGGAUGAACGCAAUUGGUUAGUCGCGGGAACGUUAGCGGCUCCAAUUGUCAUCAUUGCUCUGUGAAACAUGUUUAAAUAGCUCUGUGAGUGGUAAAGGUGAACAACCUCUGAUGUAUUUCAGCGGGCGGAUACGGUCCUGAUAAAAUGUUGGUUCGGGUGGACGGCGGGUGGAUAACGACUUUGGUGAUGCGGAUGUUAUAAUUGCCUAUCCGCGCAUCUCUAAUGUGUACACAUUGUUGUGGCCAUCAUGUAUUUGUACAGUCUUCUACCGUGUGUGCAGAUGAAGUCAUCCUUCGCUUAUCGCUAUUAAUUCCAGACCUACAAUACAGGCCAAAAAGUUUGGACACACCUCAUUUCAACGCGUUUUCUUUAUUUUCAUGACUAUUUACAUGGGGCAGCACGGUGGAACAGGGGUUAGUGCAUGUACCUGACAAUAUGAAGGCCCUGAAUAGUCCUGGGUUCAAUCCCGGGCUCAGGAUCUUUCUGUGUGGAGUUUGCAUGUUCUCCCCGUGAAUGCGUGGGUUCCCUCUGGGUACUCCGGCUUCCUCCCACUUCCAAAGACAUGCACCUGGGGAUAAGUUGAUUGGCAACACUAAAUUGGCCCUAGUGUGUGAAUGUUGUCUGUCUAUCUGUGUUGGCCCUGUGAUGAGAUGGCGACUUGUCCAGGGUGUACAACGCCUUCUGCUCGAGUGCAGCUGAGAUAGGCUCCAGCAUCCCCCGCCACCCCAAAAAGGGACAAGCGGUAGGAAAUGGAUGGAUUGAUGGACUAGUUAGAUUACAGAUUGUCACUAAAGGCAUCACAACUAUGACACCUGUGAAGUGAAAAAAAAUUUCAGGUGACUACCUCUUGAAGCUCAUCAAGAAUGCCAAGAAUGUGCAAAGCAAUAAUCAGAUCAAAGGGUGGCUAUUUUGAAGAAACUGGAAUACAAAACAUAUUUUCAGUUAUUUUAACCCCACGUGUUCAUUCAUAGUUUUGAUGCCUUUAGUAACAAUCUACAAUGUAAAUUAGUCGUGCAAAUAAAGAAAACCCAUUGAAAGAGAAGGUGUGUCCAAACUUUUGGCCUGUACUGUAUAAGUGAGUUUUUGCAAUGUAAAAUAUUGUAUUUGUAUCUUGAACAUUUUCAUAGAGCAUAAAACGUCUACUAGUCCUCUCGACAUGAAGUAACACACAUAGUCACAUUUACACUUGUUUUACCCAAUAGUGGAUAUAAAAUACAAUCUGUAAUAUGUAUGACAUAUUGUAUACUAAUACUCAUAUUUUUUUAAAAAGUGAAUCAUAUUUAUAUAGCGAUUUUCUCUAGAGCAGGGGUCGGGAACCUUUUUGGCUGAGAGAGCCAUGAAAUCCAAAUAUUAUAAAAUGUAUUUCCGUAAGAGCCAUAUAAUAUUUUUUUAACACUGAAUACAAUACGUGCAUUUUUAAGUAAGACUAACAUUUUUUAGAGGAUAAUAAAUAUUUUAUUCAUUUUAAUAACAUUAUUCUGAAGCUAACCAAUAAUAACUUAAAUACUUCUUACCAUUAAUGCGACCCUCCUGUACCCCAAAGGGCAGCUGGGGUUGGUUGAGCCACCCAUAACCUUGAACAGGUGCGGUAGGAAACGGAUGGAUGGUUUAAAAUGCAUGAGAAUGUUUUAUUAUUUGAACGUUAUUUUGAAAAGUUAUUUCCAGCGGAAUUAUUCAUUACUUAUCGUGUUAAGCAAUGUCAGCAAAGAUUUAUCUGAGAACCAGAUAGAGUCUUCUAAAGAGCCACAUCUGGCUUGCAAGCCAUAGGUUACCUACUCCCUGAUCUAGAGACUCAAAGAGCUUUACAUAGUGAAACCCAUUAUCUACAGUUAAACCAGUGUGGGUGACACUGGGAGCAGGUGGGUAAAGUGACUUUGCCAAGGACACAACAGUGACCAGGAUGGCGAAAGCAUAGAUCAAAUCUGGAGACCUUAAGUUGCUGGCACAGCCUCCCCUCCCCUCGAGCCACAACCACAAACCUAUUAAAAUACAGUAAAUUGUUCAAUGAUUAUAUGCUGUGCAAUAUAUUACAAUAGCUAAGAUUUAUCUUAGAUAUUGUAAGUGUAUUUAGCCAUUGUUAUGCUUGAAUGCUCAAUUUAGACCAAAAACAGGCAACAUGUGGCUAUUUUGAUGUGGUAGCUUUCUCAAAAAGUUGCAAUUUUUUGUGGCAUUUUUAAUUUUUUAAUAACAUUGAAUCAACUUCUUAUUAUAUGAAUGUACUAGUAAUGUUUUUAAGUGUUCCUUGCAAUCUUGUGUUUUUGAGAUUGAGGUUACAACACAAAUUUGAAACAAAUAUGGUAUUGAUAUUUUACUAAUUUUAUUACAGCACAGACCUAAAAGUAAACAUCCAAUGGUAGUACAAAUACAUGAUCAACAUACUCAGAACUCAUUGUCAAAUUACCAUACCAUUUUAAUUAUUUAUAAUUACAGAUAGAAACACCACCAAAGGCUUCCUUUGUGUCGUGUCUGCAACUUACACUUGUUCUGUCAACUUUAUUUUUUGUUUUGCUUUAGGUGAAAAUGUGUUUAUGGUCCAACACAUACUGUGCACGUUGAGACCAAUCUAUAGCACUAAAUGUUCAUGGUAAAUAAGAGCCAAUGAGGGAUCAUCACACUUCAACAUCUCUAACAAAUGUAAAUGCUGUCUCUUUGUAACAUCCCCAUACCAAAUAUUUUCUUGGCAAACCCUGGAUCAACAACUUUGUCUACACAAGAAACAAACAUAAGUUUUGACUAGACAGUUGACGUGCGCGUUUGAGCGCCGCUAAGACAUUUGAUUGGCAAAAAUUACGCUGAUUUGGCAGAAUAUGGAGGAAAGUUGCAAGGUUGCACAUACUACUCAAAAUUGGUUGAGUUUGCAUGAAUUCCUAGGAACUAAAAUGUGCUUAAUAUAAAUAUUUUUGACUAAUAAAUACAGACAGUGCUGUCAUGCGAAACAACGAGGAACUGUGAUGAUUUUUUAGAUAAAUAUGUAAAUUUUGUCUAUCAGUGUUGGCCCUGCGAUGAGAUGGUACACCGCCUUCCGCCCGAAUGCAGCUGAGAUAGGCUCCAGCACCCCCGCGACCCCAAAAAGGGAUAAGCGGUAGGAAAAAGAUGGAUGGAUAUUUUUGAAUUAGAGUGAUAAGACAAAACACCUCGUGGUGACUAUAUUACAGAUGCAGGUCACUCAAUAAUUAAUGGCAAUAAAACUCUGGUGUAAAUUGUAUCUAAUUUGUGUUGCAAACUAAUCUAAAAUGUCUCUUGUUCUUCUAUUUGAUGUGGUCGUACUUCCAGACAAGCAAAGCCAACGGUGUCCUCCCUUAGAGCGACUAGUCCUGCGAAGGCAUCAUCAGGCCUCCAACAGAACCACAAUAUCGAAAAGUACUCCUUAAGUUCGGAUCUCAGGAUUGUCACAUCCGCUUUUCAGCAUACCUUCGUCUUCAGAGAAGCUUCAUCUAGAAUGCAGUUCUUCUCUGGCCGUAGCGUCUUGUUGCUCCUGGGCUUUGUACUCUUGUUUCCUUUGUCUGUGACCAGCGUGGUACUGUCGGAUAGCACUUAAGACAUCAGCGGGCUUCCAGCGGUCGCGGGUAAGAGCGUCCCUCAGGGUGAAAGUGCCAUCUCUCGUACGGCGAACUCCCUUGCAGAAGGCCGUGCUGCGCAACUCCAGUCCGAUCUCGUGCACCACUUUGCGGAGGUAGUUCUGCGUUUCGUUUAGGCAUUGUACCUCUAAGAACAUAAAAACAAUUUGGUGAGUUAAAACGGUUAAAUAUGUUGUCCAAAAGCAGGGAUGUCAUGAUGUAUCUUUUUCACCUUGGAUAAGCUAGCAGCACCAACUAUAGUACAUACUUUUUAAAAUGUUGGAAAAGUUUUGAUUAAGUGAAAUUAGUCCAAUAACAAUUGUUGUUAUGAAAAACACAUGACACAUUAAUGCUUUUGAAGUAAUUUUUUUGGCAACACCAAUAACUUGACCUCAUAUGUUUGUUAUUGAAUACGUUCUGACACCAUUCUUUCUGCCUUGGAAACUUCGUAUGUGUUGGUUAUAUGUAAUUAUUAUUUGAUAACUGUUUUAUAGAGGUUAGAUUCUUUGGGUGUGUGUGUAUCCACGCUACUUCUGCUUUUCAUGACAGUCUGUAAUUAAAUACAUAAAUAACCGAUAUUUGGACAUUUGUCUAUUAAUUCAGUAUCGUCCACGCUCCUAUUGUGAUGCAUUGACAAAUGUGCUGUUUCAGACUGCAACAUUUAGAUGUUAAAUGACUGCCCCGCUUUAAACUGUCAGUUUAAAAGAUUUUAGAUGCAAGCCGAUAUCAUCUGAAACUUGUUUUGUUGCCGAUAGGGUCGUUCCUAUACCAAUAUUUUGGUACCGGUACCAAAUGUAUUUUGUUACUUUUCAAAGAAAGGCGAAGACAAAAAAAAAUAUUAUUGGCUUUAUUUUAACAGAAAAUCUUAUGAUACAUUAAAUAUAUGUUUUUUAUUGCAAUCAGAUAGAAACAUUUUCAUAAAAUAAGAGAGAACAUUGCCCUAAACACAUGCUCUUUUAAUAAUAAAUAGGCAAACAAAAGCUCCUAAUAUGGCUGCAGACGUAUGCAGAUUGUGUAAUUUCCCAUUCUGUUGUUUUGUUAAAAUUAUAAGGGACAAGCAGUAACAUGAAUUAUUAAUCCGCUUGUUUAAUUACUUUUAAUAUCUGCUUUCUUUUUGUUUUACCAUGUUCUACCUACACUUCUGUUAAAAUGUAAUAAGCGCUCAUGCUUUGGUUGUUUGGGUACUUUACAUUAGUUUUAAGUGAUCAUACACAUUUUGGUAUCAAUCCAAUACCAAGUAGUUAAAGGACCAUACAUAAUUAAAGUACAAAUAAAAAAAAGGAAAAAGGAUUUUGUGAUAGUAUAAAGUGAAGUGAAUUGAAUAGCGCUUUUCUCUAGUGACUCAAAGCGCUUAACAUAUCGAAGUUACAUUUAAACCAGUGUGGGUGGCACUGGGAGCAGGUGGGUAAAGUGUCUUGCCCAAGGACACAACGGCAGUGACUAGGAUGGCGGAAGCGGGGAUCGGACCUGGAACCCUCAAGUUGCUGGCACGGCCACUCAAUCAACCGAGCUAAACCGCCCAUUGUAGUAUCGACUAGAUACGGCUCUUGUACUUGGUAUCGUUACAGUCGAUCCUAAGUAUAGAGAGCCACCCAUUUGUUUACAUUCAGGAGCACUUUCUUUUUGUUAGCAGUGAGGUAUUGUAUCCUCCUACAGUGUGUAGCUAGUCCUCAUCCUGCAAGGAUGAUACUUUUAAGAAACGUAUUUGUCGCCAUGGAGAUGUGGAUUAGUGAUUCAGAAGUAGCUUAUACACUGCCGACUGCGGAUGGAAGUUAACCGCUACGGGUUGCCAACUUCUUGAAAACAAAAAACAAAAGGGACAUCACGUUGGUCUGGACAGUGUUCCAAAAAAGUGUGCUGCUUAAUAAAAAACAUUCACCAUUUGAGGAAUUCGAUAGUUAACAUAACUAAUGUACGGAUUAGGAUAACAUUUUCUGAAAAUGUCCGAAAUAGAUCCUGGAACAAGUGCUUUAUUAGUUUUCAUCAAUAUUCAAAUAUGAGUUUGUUAAAAUAUUUGUUUUGUCACCAUACAGUAUAAACCAGUGGUGCACCAAAGAAUAACUUUUUUAAAUAUUGGAAUAUAAGUUUUAUUUUCACAGUGUUACUGCUGAAACUGUGUGUUAUGUUACAAUCUACUUAAUAAAUAAAACCUCUGCCUG